Molecule: messenger RNA, 969 nt
Organism: Penicillium cosmopolitanum
Lineage: Eukaryota; Fungi; Ascomycota; Eurotiomycetes; Eurotiales; Aspergillaceae
Exons: 3
Coding region: 1-969 (322 amino acids)
Source: RefSeq, a predicted model, not a curated record
AUGGCCAAAUUCCGGAUCCCCCGGCCCUCCGGUGGUAACCUGGGGAGGACAAAGAACUUGCUUCAUUUCACACAAGCCCUCAUUAUCUUCGUUGCCUGGGCCAUGACCAUCGCCAUCUGGACCAAGGGCGAUGGCAUCGACGGCCGUACCGUCUGGUAUUGGAUCUUGUGCUGGAUCAGUAUCCCCGCUUUGAUUUACCUCGCUGCUGUCCCCAUGUGGCCCCGGGCCCGUCGCUUCGGAAAUGUCUAUGCCUUCGCCACGGUCGAUGGGCUUUAUGCGCUCUUCUGGUUCAGCGCAUGGGUGUGUCUUGCUUCAUACGUCGCACAGGGCAAAAGUAUCGGCAAGUCCAGCGAUAGCAGUUCCGAUCAGGAUAAAAACAAGCGAGCCAGCACCUCCAAGAAAGGCUGCGACAACUGGGCAUACGGCAGUUCCAGCAAGUGCACUGUCAGCACCGCCACGACCAUCAUUGGCGUUGUGAUCUUCAUUCUCUUCGGCAUCACCGCAUGGAUGUCCCUCCGCAACGUGAUGCACUUCCGUCGUACCGGUACCCUCCCCGAUGCCGUCUCCGACCCAACCUUUGCCGCUCAAUCCAAGGCCGCCUUCUCCAACAACCCACCCCACGACUUCGAGGAAGACGAGGAAGACUUCCGCUCCGGCCGGGGCGGUGGCAUGGCUGCCUCCUCGCGCGGCGACCAAGACGAAGACUACGCCCUCCUACAACAAAACGAGGCCGAUGAUCUAGGUCGAUCUGCAAUGCACGGCGCGUACGAUCCCACAGCACCCGCACCUAGCAGCGUUCUCCACGACUACGGCAACACCAGCUACACUGGUGCGGAAACCAGCUACGGCGGUUCCAACACUAGCUACGGCGAUCGCAAUACCAGUUACGGUAGCGGACCUCAGGCGCCGCAGCACAUGCCUUAUUCUCCAUCUGAAUAUAGCACAACAAUGAGCGCAUACCCGCGGUAA